Molecule: messenger RNA, 639 nt
Organism: Abrus precatorius (Indian licorice)
Lineage: Eukaryota; Viridiplantae; Streptophyta; Magnoliopsida; Fabales; Fabaceae
Product: glutathione S-transferase F9-like
Exons: 4
Coding region: 1-639 (212 amino acids)
Cellular component (GO): cytoplasm
Molecular function (GO): glutathione transferase activity; glutathione binding
Source: RefSeq, a predicted model, not a curated record
AUGGUCUUGAAGGUCUAUGGCCCAGACUAUGAUUGCCCAAAACGGGUUAUAGCGUGUCUGAUUGAGAAAGAAAUUGAGUUUGAAGCAGUUCAUAUUGAUGGCUUCAAGGGAGAGCAUAAGCAAUCUGAGUACCUCAAGUUGCAGCCCUUUGGAUUGCUUACUGUUAUUCAAGAUGGUGAUUACACUCUUUAUGAAUCAAGGGCAAUAAUUAGGUACUAUGCUGAGAAGUUCAAAAACCAAGGGACUGAUUUGUUGGGGAAAACAAUUGAAGAAAAGGGUCUUGUGGAGCAGUGGUUGGAAGUGGAAGCCCAUAACUUUAACCCACCCAUCUUCAACUUGGUUAUGAAUAUUUUGGUUUCACCACUAUUGGGCCUUCCAUCAGACCCAAAAGUGAUUAAAGAGAGUGAAGAAAAAGGUGUUGACAUUUAUGAAGAGGGGCUAUCCAAAACAAAGUAUUUGGCAGGGGAUUUCUUCAGCCUUGCUGAUCUUAGCCAUCUCCCAUUUACCCAUUAUUUGAUGAACCAAUUGGGAAAAGAGAAAAUGGUUAGAGAAAGGAAGCAUGUGAGUGAUUGGUGGGAUCAUAUUAGCAAUAGGCCAUCUUGGAAGAAGGUCCUUCAAAUAUACAAAUACCCUAUGUAA